Messenger RNA from Stegostoma tigrinum, 3488 nucleotides. It is a transcript of the gene tmem178a, whose product is annotated as transmembrane protein 178a. The record is from RefSeq and is a predicted model, not a curated record. Bases 512 to 1453 code for a protein of 313 amino acids. NCBI's taxonomy places the organism in Eukaryota, Metazoa, Chordata, Chondrichthyes, Orectolobiformes, Stegostomatidae. Gene Ontology annotation, cellular component: endoplasmic reticulum membrane. Gene Ontology annotation, biological process: regulation of cytosolic calcium ion concentration; negative regulation of osteoclast differentiation. The transcript has 4 exons.
CCCACCACAUCACUCAGACCCUGUCAGAACCCAGACGGGUUAAAGUUUGAUCUUAUGCAGAGUGUUGCAUUCUCAGUCUGUGUGUGUGUGAGAGAGAGAGAGUAGGUGGAGGCUUUUAGUUUAAAGUCAGGCCUUGCAAAGGAAGACACGGAGUUGGCAAGUGUCGGACUGAGAUGGGGAGAGGUAGAGGCAGAAGUUAAGAGCCGGAGUUCCAGGAAGAUGCCAGUGAGGAGCGGAAUGUGAGAAUCUGCAGACCAACAACAACAGGAGGAGAAGGCAGUGCAGUGCGGAGCUUAGCUUAGCACCUUCCCACAAGCUCUGCCCUAGGUGUAUGUCUGAGCCAGUGUAGCCCAGGCCCGGGCGGAUGACCACGAGCAGCGCCAGAGCCUCGGCCACGAUGUAAAAGAGGCGGAAGGCAAAAGGGUGGGGGAGACAUCCUGAGCUCUGGGAGAGCGGCGUUGUCUGGGACGAGAGAAGGGCAGGCAGGCAGGCUCGGGGGGUGAGCGCAGAGAUGGAGAAGGGGGUGUGGGUGACUGCCCUCAGCCUGUUCCUCAGCGGCUCCGCUCUCUUGCUGCUGACCACGGCGAUCUUCACUGACCACUGGUACGAGACGGACACCCGGAGGCACAGGGCGGACUGUGAACGCGCUCCUGUGCCGGGGGCCAGCGGCGGUGAGCGCAGGCGGGUCAUGCCCAUCUCUAACCUGCCGCUGAGGGAGCGCAGCGAGCCCAAUGAGCCAGCCCCUGGACCCCGGGGCCCUCUUAAAGCCUUGGCCCCGCUCACUCCAGGCCCGGGCCCGGCCAGCGAUCAGGAGCUGCUGGAGAGCUGGCGCUCGGUGUUGGGGCUCGGCGUCUUCGAGUCGGACUGCGCCCGUCCUCUGUUCGCCACUUACACAGGGCUGUGGAGGAAAUGUUACCAGAUGGGCAUCGACCGAGACAUUGACCAGCUCAUAUCCAAGGGAAUUGCACAGAGAUGCACAUCUGUCAAGUAUCACUACUCCCAGCCCAUUCGUCUAAGAAAUAUUCCUUUCAAUCUUACAAAAACCAUCCAGCAGGAUGAAUGGCAUCUGCUACAUUUGAGGAGGAUCACAGCUGGAUUCCUGGGCAUGGCAGCUGCUGUCCUGCUGUGCGGGUGUAUUGUAGCAUCAAUGAGCUUCUUCUGGGAAGAAAGUCUCACUCAGCAUGUGGCAGGCCUCCUUUUCCUAAUGGCAGGAAUUUUUUGCACAAUUUCUCUUUGCACAUUUGCAGCCAGCAUUUCAUAUGAUCUUUCACGUCAACCAAAAUUUAUCUAUGGGCUACCAAGUGAUGUUGACCAUGGGUACAGUUGGUCCAUUUUCUGUGCAUGGUGCAGCUUAGGGUUAACAAUGAUGGCGGGCUGUUUGUGCACUGCUUUGCCAUUCCUUAGCAGCACCAAGACAAUCCAUCAAAAGUCCAUCAGAGAUUCUUCCGUGUGAGCACAUUUUGAAAAAUACAGCUGAUUGAUGUGGGAUCUGUGUUUCUCCAUUCUGAUCUUGUGAUGGGACUGUGGCAUAUGAAUUUUGCAUCUGUGUUUUUGAUUCUUUGUAGAAUGUCAUAUAAUAUUUACAAUAUAUCUGUUUUUGUGUCUUUAAAAUGCAAAAUGGUUAUUUGAAAGAACUCCACCAUUCAAUGUAAGCUAUACAAAAAAAACUGUCAAACAACUACUGACAAUAUGCCACUUAAAACUGCAAAUACUUUAUGAAUAACCACUGCUGCCUCCAUUUUUCUUUGGUCUUUCCUGUUCUGAGAUGAGUUGAAAUUAUUUUCUUGCGGUGUUUGUUUUCUGCAAUACCAUUUGUAUUACUAUUGUAUUCCAAAUUCAAAAAGACAGGAAUAUUAAAACUGGGCUUAGCUACUGAAAUAUAUUGAAAUUGUACCUUCAAUUUUAGAAUGUUAUUUUAAUGAUAUCCAAUGGGAAAAUACAUUGAUACUUCUCCAUGAGUAAAGCACAUUAGGAGUGAAAUUAGUCUUUGGUGAUAAUGCAAAAUGGGUGAUAGAAAAUUUGGAACCCUUUUUAUAUCUGCCCAAUGAUUUUGCAUUUGAUUUAAAAAAAAACUGAGUGGGAUGUAAAAUGGGCCGAUGAUUCACCAUCAGUGAUCAUGGGAACUGCAGAUGCUGUAGAAUUCAAGAUAACAAGAUAACAAAGUGUGGAGCUGGAUGAACACAGCAGGCCAAGCAGCAUCUCAGCAUCUCAUCUCACCAAAAGCUGGUGAAGGGUCUAGGCCCGAAACGUCAGCUUUUGUGCUCCUGAGAUGCUGCUUGGCCUACUGUGUUCAUCCAGCUCCACACUUUGUUAUCAAUGAUUCACUAUCACUCACUUAGCACAAUCAACAUCACCGUAUCUACUUUAAACUGCUAGGCCCAAGCAUCAAUUUGCACUUUUACAUUCCAAAUAUUGCCUCACUUAAAGCUGUGGUAAUUAUUUUACUAAACCAUGUACUUUGAGUAAGGUUCAACUGUAAUUAUUUGACAAUACUGUGCUGUCAAUUGCUGUGUUAAAUUUUGUGAAUGAAAAUGUGAAUAAUUAGUACAAUUGUUACAAUAUUUUGUUAAUAUGGUACUGAGUGUAAAUUCUUUGUGCUGUUUGUCUGUGGACACUUUAUUUUGAUAAACUUUAAGUCUCAGUAGCUUAGAAAUUGGAUUGUACCUGGUUGUACCCCAAUAUGUAUCUAAUCCAGGGCUGGACCAUGCAAAAUUGGCCCACUCGCUUCCUCUGUUGAUGGUUGACAAACUGCAGGUGUUGGUCAAGGCCCUAGAAGCAAUUUAUGGUUCUGCAAAGAACAAAAAUCAGACAGCUAAGAUGGAAGGGGAGAUUGAAGGGGAGAUUGGAAGGGAGGGAAAGUUAAUGUGGGGCUGAGAGGAAUACAGCUGCUCCUUCUGGCUUCACAAUAAGGUGAGUUACAAAAAGUAAAUUUUCAGGGAGCAGCCUCCGGCAGACACUUAUUAGUUAGUUACUGCCUGCAACUUUCAUAGCGUACACAAUCAGUCGCUAAAGAGUUUUAGAGGUUGAACUCUCCAUUGCAUAUACAAAGGGACAACUGCCUUCUAUGGCCACAAGCUGUGGAUACCUUUACCAAUUUAAUCAGCUGUUCAUGUUGAGUGUGGCAUGUGUACAUGCAUGACACCCAUCAUAUUGAUAUUUACGUGCCCAUUUUAAAGGUGCAAAAGAUUUGAUACCUAUGAAUUUCUGGGCAGGUAUGUUUUAUUUUAAUAUAUAAUCUCCAAGAUAGCUAUUCCUCAUAGGUAUGAGAUAUCAUGCUAGAAAACCCGAUCAGCUCCAAUAUGAGAUAAUAUCUGCAUUGCUUUAUAUGAAUUUUAUCCAUUCUUAUAUAUUGUACAAGGAUUCUGUAUAACAAGAAAUUUUUAAUGUCUUUAUGUUACAGAAGUGACAUUUUUUAUUUUCAGUAGUGAGGUAAACAUAUCUGGUAACGUAAACCUUUCUUCCAAUAAAGAUUACUCAAUGAAAAUUUA